AUGAGCCCGCCCAGCACCCAGCCAGAAUUCUCAUGCGAGACGUGCAACCUCCCAUUUCAACGUAAGGAACACUACCAGCGACACCUGCGCACUCAUACAAAAGAAAAGCCUUUCGCAUGCUCCGAAUGUGGACAAAGCUUUGGUCGCGUCGACUCUCUUGCUCGUCAUCAUACAACCCUACAUCUGACUGCGGACCGUCAAGACAGCCGCAACCGUCCAAAUGAUCGCCGUCGAGUAUCGCAGGCUUGCAAGCCAUGUAGCACCUCAAAGGUGAGAUGCGAUGGUGAGCACCCAUGUCAGCGAUGUCGGCAACAAGACAACGAGUGCUACUACGAGCCACAUGCGAAGCGAAAGAUGUCAGAGACGAGUUCUGACAGACCAACCAGCAAACGGAAUCGAGAAAAAGCUCCAGUCAAUGCUGAGGUUAUGGAAAGCAUUAAUGUCAGCGUGAAUAGCAGAAACUCACCGCUCUCACCACCAGCAACAGUCCAGGACAAUGGCUCCAACAAGACUAAUUAUGCCGCCAACUAUAUGUCACCAGCCCAAGAUACCUUCAUUGAGCUAUCCAAACCCGACGACUUCAAUACCAACGCUCCGCCCAUCGACCCUUUACUCGAUGCACGGCAUAGCGCAUCCAUCGGGUAUCAUGGCCCUCAGGCUGGAGCCGCAGACGCCCUUUUCGACACUGACGAUAUAUUGGCAAACUUCAACUCUACAAAUACAAUGCCAGCACCGCUACCCUCAAUGCUUUUUGGCGAUGCCUUCGAUACCAACGGAUGGCUCAACUAUGGCGCCGACCAAUCAUUUGCGCCCCUCUUCCUUCAGAACGAUGCAUCUCUCGACGUCAUCAACGAACUGUGGUUUGACCACGCAGGGCUCAAAGCACCUCAGCAGCCCAUUCUAUCACAACUCACACCAGCCUCUUCCUUGGUAGAUCAGUCAGCUGUGGCAGAGCUCUAUAGCCGCAGUCACUCUCCCGCCAUCGAUAGGGAUGCGGUCGAGCCUAGAGAAUAUGUCGCUGUCUCAAUUGAGCUGGACGCCCAGCUCAACUUUCCAGACCUCUCACACCUGACGGCCGAGGACGUUGAUCACGAGAAUUUGGCUCAUGUAGAUGAUAUCUCCGAGGAGGUGGCCAAGAAUGUAGCCGAGGCAGCAGCAGAGAUACAGAACGGCGGUAAUUUCCCGCAUUUCAGGAACUUGGCCAUUCCGCCGACGCCAGUGCUAAACGCUUGGGUACAAUUGUACUUUGAGUACUUUCACCCUGUUAUGCCCAUUCUACACAAAGCGACCUUCUCUUCGUCUAAGCGGCAUUGGUUACUUAUCUUCACAGUGGCCGCUAUCGGUGCGCAUUUUUCGAGCAUCAAAGAUGCCCAGGCGUGCUCGAGGGCAAUGCAUGAGACUAUUCGACGACAAUGCUCAACCAUGUGUGAACGCCAAAACUCCAACGGAAGAGAGCUUUGGAUGUCACAGACUAUCCUCCUGAACCAUAUCGGCUUGCUCUAUGGCGGUGAGCGGAGGUCUCUCGAAAUUGGCGAAUUCCUGCAAGCAUUACCUGUAACACUCGGAAGACGAAAAAGGCUGUUUACAAACAUGUUUCCCGUAGACAAGUUUGCUCAGCUGCAGUUGCCACAUGCCCAGAAGUGGCAGAUUUGGCUGCUCGACGAGGAGCGGCGACGGGCAGGCUUUGCCAUCUGGCUUCUGGAUUCUGCUUUUAGCUCGCACUUUGAUCUUACAAGUCUUAUGAGGCUGUCUGAACUGCAGAUAUCCCUGCCUCAGCCCGAUGACCGUUGGGGCGCAUCGACUGCCCAGUGCUGGGCCAACUUUCCUGCAGUCGAAAAUUCGGGCUCUGGCGGACUUCCCACGAUGGAGCGCGUGAUCUCUGAAGAUAGUUGGCCAUUCGUAUGGUCCAAAACAAACACCUUGGGCAAACAGGUUAUGCUGCAGCAUCUCACCAAUGUCAUCAAGGAUAGAAGUGCAGAACAGCCUGGCACCCCGGGCUUCUCAUACCACGACAAACUACUCGCGUCGAAUGUCAUGACUGAUCUUCUGAACCUGAUUGAGACCGACCAGAUGGAGCAAUCUGUUGAUGAAGCCAAGGCAUCGACAACGCACAAGAUCAUGGCACUGACUGCCUUGAUGACACACAACACUCCAGUCCAGAACCUCAUUCCAACGAUUAUUCGAUGCAUAUACGGCAAACUCGAGAAUAAAGACUGGGAGGCAAUUCGCGAUCGGUGGAGAGGGACGUCCGGACAAGGAAGGCUGGGAUGCUUCUACGCGUCGCGCAUCCUCCACGUAGUACGCUCAAGCCGGUCAUCGCACUUCGGGACCCCCGUCUCACUUCUCCAAGCUGUGUUGGUUCUGUGGCUUUACUCAUCGCUCGCUGAGCGUUACAGUGAUGGGUUUUUGUUCUCACGCGCGGCUCCAGCUGUGGUCCUUGGCCCGAAGCCCCUGGACCUGAUGGAGACUAACACUUGGAUCGAGAUGGGGUGGAGCCGAGUCAAGUUGCCGGGUAUCGGCAAUUUACUUUGUGCAGAGGGUAGGGCCAAGUUGUUGGAUGAUGCGGUAGUGCUUAUGAGAUCACUGAAGGGCUGGGGAAUUAGUCAUGCUUAUGCUCAGAUCUUGCUGCGACUUCGAGCGAGUGAGACUUAG
This is a messenger RNA of Fusarium proliferatum ET1, 2652 nucleotides long. RefSeq lists its product as uncharacterized. Gene Ontology annotation, biological process: DNA-templated transcription; regulation of DNA-templated transcription. The transcript is spliced from 5 exons. The coding region runs from base 1 to 2652 and encodes 883 amino acids. The record is from RefSeq and is a predicted model, not a curated record. Gene Ontology annotation, molecular function: DNA-binding transcription factor activity, RNA polymerase II-specific; DNA binding; zinc ion binding. NCBI's taxonomy places the organism in Eukaryota, Fungi, Ascomycota, Sordariomycetes, Hypocreales, Nectriaceae.